GGCCGCCGGCCGCGGCGCACACAGCCGUGUUCGCUGGGAUCCAGUCUAUGGAGUCAGUUGGCGCGGCCGGAGGCUCGGAGGCAGGAGGCGGUGUCCCAGUGGGGGCCUGGGCCCCGCUAGGAUGUUUCCGGGCUUGGCCGCCGCCGUCGCGGCGCACAGGUGCAGCCGGGCGGCGCUGGGCAGGCUCGGUGGCGGCCGGGCGGCGGCCCGUGGCCGCAGCCAGGGAUGGAAGAAUUUAAUGACAUUUGGGAGCAUUACAUACAUGGUUCCCAACAGUCACCCACAUAUUUCUAUUUCAAAGCGAGUCAAGUUGUACUCUACGGAUGUCCAGAAAGGAGGGCAGGGCUCUCAGACUCCAAGAGCGGAAAAAGUCCUGCCACUUAAAGAAAUAGCAGAAAAUAUAGGCGCAGAACUCAAAGCUCCACUUAAGCAAGAUCCUCUUCAAGUAAGAGUCAAAGCAGUCCUUAAGAAGAGGGAGUAUGGAUCAAAAUACACUCAGAAUAAUUUCAUCACUGGAGUAAGAGCAAUAAAUGAGUUCUGUCUUAAAUCUAGUGAUUUAGAACAGCUUCGAAAAAUCAGACGACGAAGUCCCCAUGAUGAUACUGAGUCCUUCACUGUAUUCUUGAGAUCAGAUGUGGAAGCAAAAGCGUUGGAAGUUUGGGGAAGCCUUGAAGCUCUCGCCAGGGAGAAAAAAUUGCGUAAAGAAGCAGAAAUAGAAUACAGAGAACGGCUGUUUAGAAACCAAAGAAUAUUAAGGGAAUAUGGUGAUUUCUUGGGAUACACAAAGCCACGCUCCAGGACGGUGUCAGUGUUCCUUAAGGGACCAGGAAAGGUGGUGAUGGUUGCUAUCUGCAUUAAUGGCUUGAACUGCUUCUUUAAGUUUCUUGCCUGGAUUUAUACGGGUUCAGCAAGUAUGUUCUCAGAGGCUAUACACUCAUUAUCUGAUACUUGUAACCAGGGUUUGCUAGCACUGGGCAUCAGCAAGUCUGUGCAAACACCAGAUCCUUCUCACCCGUAUGGCUUUUCAAAUAUGCGCUACAUUUCUUCAUUGAUUAGUGGUGUUGGUAUUUUCAUGAUGGGCGCAGGACUCUCUUGGUACCAUGGAAUCAUGGGAUUGCUUCAUCCUGAACCAAUGGAAUCCCUUCUAUGGGCAUACUAUAUUUUAGCAGGAUCUUUGGUAUCUGAAGGAGCAACACUUCUUGUUGCCAUAAAUGAACUCCGCAGGAAGGCUCAGGCCAAGGGAACAACAUUUUAUAAAUAUGUCAUGGAAAGUCGUGAUCCAAGUACAAAUGUUAUACUAUUGGAGGAUACUGCAGCUGUCUUAGGAGUGAUAAUAGCGGCUACCUGCAUGGGCCUUACCUCUAUAACAGGCAAUCCAUUGUAUGACAGCCUGGGUUCCUUGAGUGUGGGCACCUUACUAGGUGUGGUCUCGGCAUUCCUCAUCUACACUAACACAGAGGCACUCCUAGGACGCUCCAUACAACCAGAUCAAGUACAGCGGCUUACUGAACUCCUGGAGAGCGACCCAUCAGUAAGGGCAAUUCAUGAUGUGAAAGCCACAGAUCUGGGAUUAGGAAAAGUCAGAUUUAAGGCUGAAGUUGAUUUUGAUGGACGAGUUGUUACACGAUCAUAUUUGGAAAAGCAAGAUUUUGACCACAUGCUGCAAGAAAUUCAAGAAGUGAAAACUCCUGAACAGUUAGAAGCCUUUAUGCUUAAACAUGGAGAAAACAUUAUUGAUACUCUAGGAGCUGAAGUAGACAGGCUUGAGAAGGAGCUGAAAAAAAGAAAUCCUGAAGUUCGGCACGUAGAUCUGGAGAUACUAUAGAUGGUGAAUGAGUCCCUUGGGGCGUGGAGAUGUCGUCUUCCCCACUGAAAGGGAAUCAGUGCCGUCCAGAAGCCGUGCUUCUCAAGAUGGAUGGGAUAUUUCGUGUGCAGAACAGUUGAACAGGCCACAGAACUAAAAUUCCUUUCGUCCAAUCAUGUCUUCGUGCUUCUUGUAGGGACAUUGGCUGCUUAGAUCACCUACCGUUUCUCAUGUUAGACAGUCUGUAUUGAACCGUGAAAUCAUGCUUCCUUUCUUAACAUGGUACAGUGUGUACCCAUGGACUUGGAACCACUGAAGACUUUAGUCCACCGAAGGCUAAUCUUGAGGAUUCUGGCUAAACUUUGUUGUGUGGUUUUUAAACAGUCACUGUGUUUUGAAGGUCUGUCUUUCCUGCCCAGUUGAGAAAGACUUUCUGUAUACUUUGUGGUUUUGACCCGAACAGAGAGGCACACUUUCCUAACUCCUUAUCUACAGAUGUUCAUUCCAGAAAAGGCGCAGUUACUGAAUGGGGUGAAGACAUUUCAGCACCUUUUACAUCAUAGUAGUUGCCAUUUUGUAAAAUUUCUUCUUUCUCCUUUUUUCCUUAUUUGGUUUAAUUUUUGUAAUGUUAAAGACAUAAUUCUAGAUAUAUAUGACUUUUUUUUUUUUUUUAAUUGGCUUCUGUGCCAUAGUGUUUAUUUACUGGGAAAUAAUGCAUUUGUAAAUGUUUUAACAUUCUGUAAAAUGAACUAGAAAUAUUUAUAGCUUUACAGGCAGGACACAUUGUGUUUUAAUUUAUUUAAAAGAAGGCACUACUUAUGUAAAUUUGAGCUGUGGGGUACUUUUGCUUUGAGAGAAAAGUAAACCUCUUACACUGAAACUUGUGGUUUUGUGUGCUGUCAGAGCCAACAGUGCGUCUAAAUUAUUGCCAUUCAAGUGGGCAUUUAGCAUAGCAUAUUGGCUGUAACACAUUAUGUAAGCAAAUAGUUCUCAAUAGCUCUAAGGUCUCAAGGGGAAAACCAUUCAGUUUAGUAACUGGAAACUCAGUGCAAAGCCGCAGCUGGCUCUGCCCAAUCGGCUCUGGAGGUGUGUGGGAGCAGUGAGUAUCGUUCACAGGAGCAGAAGCUGCCAUGCUGAUGAGAGAGCUAGGUGCCCAGCAUUCACACCCCUGUGAGCUCAGGGUCUCCAGACUUCCUGAGAUCAAAGUUUGUGAAUUACAGAAAACUGUAAUGUAGAAACAAAAACUAAAUAUCUGAUUAAAGGAUUUGUUAUGGUAGUUUUUGAUCCAGAAAUGACACUUGGUGGAAAAUUGUGAGAAUUUAUGAUGGGCCUUUGUAGCCGUGGGAAGCAUGCUUGUUAUCCUUUUGUUUUUGUUCUUGAGAUAGGGUCUUUGGAGGUCAAGCUGGCCUGGAACUCACCUCAUACAGCCUAGGCUCUCUGAAGAUAGGAAAUUGGCGUCAGUGGAAUAGUUGCCACCAAACCUGCCAACCUCAUUUGAUCUCCAGGACCCACAUGUGGAUACAGAAAACCGACUACCCCACUUGUGUGCCAUAAUAUGUUCCUUUCCCCCCAAAUAUAAUAAAAUGUGUUUAUUUAUCUUAAGAAA
Molecule: messenger RNA, 3410 nt
Organism: Psammomys obesus (fat sand rat)
Lineage: Eukaryota; Metazoa; Chordata; Mammalia; Rodentia; Muridae
Gene: Slc30a9
Product: solute carrier family 30 member 9
Exons: 18
Coding region: 122-1825 (567 amino acids)
Biological process (GO): positive regulation of transcription by RNA polymerase II; zinc ion transport; transmembrane transport
Cellular component (GO): membrane; nucleus
Molecular function (GO): monoatomic cation transmembrane transporter activity
Source: RefSeq, a predicted model, not a curated record